UGAUUCUUGAUCAUGAAAGGAAGAAGGAGGACCAACCAACCAGUGUCACAAAAGAGAUCGGGGAUAGCAACACUAUUUUUGCUCGUGUUCAAAAUCAGAGUGUACAGUCUACAGAUGCCAAGAUAUUAAAGAUAAGAAGACAGACAAACACACAUAAACAUUUCCUCUUUCACUCUUUUUUUUUUGUCUUCCUAAGCAGCAUUGCAUGAACAUUAUUUCUGUGCUGCUUGUUGCUAUUUUCUUGGACAAGCUUAAGCACUGAUUUGAAAAAACCUUGCACCAAUGGCCGCUCUACCCUUCUCAACGACCUGCAGGCAUUCCAGCUCACCUUUACAUCACAAUUCAAAAUCAAGCUUCAUAGGUUUCAGUCAAAGAAACAAUAUUUGGCAGUUGUUUGUCAUCACAAAGUCAAUUUCCAGAAAGUCAAUAAGAAAACUCUCUGUGAAGAAUGUUGCCAGCGACGAGAAGCAGGAACUGAAAGAUCCACUUGCCAAACGAGAUACUUUCUAUGAAUUUAUUCCAGAUUCUGCAUCUAUUGCUUCAAGCAUAAAAUUCCAUGCCGAGUUCACCACCCCAUUUUCUCCGGAGAAGUUUGAGCUCAAUAAGGCUUUCUUUGCAACUGCAGAGAGUGUUCGUGAUUCCCUCAUCAUAAAUUGGAAUGCAACAAAUGACUACUAUGAAAGGAAGAAUGUCAAGCUAGCUUACUAUAUGUCUAUGGAGUAUCUACAGGGUAGGGCAUUGCUAAAUGCAAUUGGGAAUUUACAGCUCUUGGGUCCUUACGCCGAGGCUCUCACAAAGUUGGGUCACAAUUUAGAGGACGUGGCUAACAAGGAGCCAGAUGCUGCCCUUGGGAAUGGUGGAUUAGGUCGGCUUGCUUCUUGCUUUCUCGACUCCUUGGCCACUUUGAAUUACCCUGCAUGGGGAUAUGGACUUAGGUACAAGUAUGGUUUAUUCAAACAACAUAUAACAAGGGAUGGACAGGUCGAAGUUGCUGAAAACUGGCUUGAGAUGGGAAACCCCUGGGAAAUUCUGAGAAAUGAUGUCACUUAUCCUGUUAAAUUCUAUGGAGAAGUUAUACCAGGGCCAAAUGGAAGUAAACAGUGGGUUGGAGGAGAAAAUAUAUUGGCUGUUGCUUAUGAUGUUCCUAUUCCAGGAUACAAAACAAGAACAACUAUAAACUUGCGAUUGUGGUCCACAAAAGUUUCACAGGAAGAAUUUGAUUUGCAAGCUUUUAAUUCUGGAGAUCAUGCUAAAGCAUAUGCUUUUUUGAAGAAUGCAGAGAAGAUCUGCUACGUUCUGUACCCUGGUGAUGAAUCAAUAGAAGGAAAGACUCUGAGACUGAAGCAACAAUACACACUGUGCUCUGCCUCUCUCCAGGAUCUCAUAGCACGCUUUGAAAAGAGAUCAGGAAAGAGAGUAAAUUGGGACACUCUCCCAGAUAAAGUGGUGGUGCAAAUGAAUGAUACUCACCCAACUCUCUGCAUUCCUGAGCUAAUUAGGAUAUUGAUGGAUGUCAAGGGUUUAAGUUGGGAGAAAGCCUGGAAUAUUACCAAGAGAACUGUUGCUUACACAAAUCACACAAUUCUACCGGAAGCACUAGAGAAGUGGAGUUUGACACUUUUGCAGGAUUUGCUUCCUCGACAUGUGGAAAUAAUACGAAUGAUAGAUGAGGAGUUGAUACAUGAGAUCAUUUCUGAGUACGGGAUAGAUGAUCUAGACUUGUUUCAACAAAGACAUAAAAAAAUGAGAAUACUAGAAAAUAUCGAGUUGCCUAGCUCAGUGAUGGAACUACUUAGUACAGAAGAGACUUCAACUGUUGAUCCUGUGAAGGUAAUUGAUGUUGAAGGUAAUGAUGUAAUGGCAACUGAAAAAGAAGAAAAAAAAGACGAAAAUGAUGAUGAAGAAGAAGUAGGAGAAGAGGGAAAAGAAGAAGAAUAUGAUGAAAACCUAUCAAUUGAAGAGGAUACAGGCAAUAAAGUUGAAGUAAGGUUCAAAGUUGAUCCAAAACUACCAAUGAUGGUUCGCAUGGCUAAUCUGUGUGUUGCUGGUGGGUUUUCUGUAAAUGGUGUAGCUGCAAUACAUAGCAAGAUUGUAAAAGAUGAAGUUUUUAAUGAAUUUUACGAGUUGUGGCCUGAGAAAUUCCAGAAUAAAACAAAUGGGGUGACUCCUAGAAGAUGGAUCCGUUUCUGUAAUCCUGAUCUUAGUAAAAUAAUAACCAAGUGGAUUGGAACAGAAGACUGGGUAACGGAUCUUGAAAAAUUGGCUAUACUUCGCAAGUUUGCAGAUAAUGAGGAUCUACAACUAGAGUGGAUAGAAGCAAAAAGAAGAAACAAGAUUAAGGUUGCAUCAUUUCUCAAAGAUAAAACGGGUUAUGUUGUCAAUCCAAGUGCAAUGUUUGAUGUACAGGUGAAGCGCAUUCACGAAUACAAACGCCAGUUAUUGAAUAUCAUGGGAAUUGUUUAUCGCUACAAAAGGAUGAAAGAAUUGAGUGCCGAGGAAAGAAAAGAAAUGUUUGUUCCUCGAGUUUGUAUUUUUGGAGGUAAAGCAUUUGCAACAUAUGUUCAAGCUAAAAGGAUAGUAAAAUUCAUCACGGAUGUAGGAGCUACAAUCAACCGUGAUCCAGAGAUUGGAGAUCUUUUGAAGGUUGUAUUUGUUCCUGAUUACAAUGUUAGUGUUGCUGAAAUGCUAAUUCCGGGCAGUGAGUUGUCCCAGCAUAUCAGCACGGCUGGGAUGGAGGCCAGUGGAACAAGCAACAUGAAAUUUUCAAUGAAUGGAUGCAUACUUAUAGGAACUCUUGAUGGAGCUAAUGUUGAAAUAAGAGAAGAGGUAGGAGAAGAUAACUUCUUUCUUUUUGGUGCACGAGCAGAAGAUAUUGCUGAGCUACGGAAAGAAAGAGCCGAGGGAAAGUUCGUACCAGAUCCACGAUUUGAAGAAGUAAAGGCAUAUGUAAGAAGUGGUGUUUUUGGCCCCUACAAUUACGAUGAAUUGAUGGGGUCCUUGGAAGGGAAUGAAGGCUAUGGUCGUGCUGAUUAUUUCCUUGUAGGCAAGGACUUCCCCAGCUACUUGGAGUGCCAAGAAGAAGUUGACAAGGCAUAUCGUGAUCAAAAAAGAUGGACAAAAAUGUCAAUCUUGAACACUGCUGGUUCAUACAAAUUCAGCAGUGACCGGACCAUUCAUGAAUAUGCUAGAGAUAUAUGGAGAAUUGAACCCAUUGAUUUGGCUUGAAAAGUUACUCCUGCAAUCUAAGUUUUUGGCAUUUUCUGUUUGCUUAAAGUCCAUCAAAAUUCAAGUUCACCUGGGCUUUAAAGAAUGUAAGUAUGUAAGUGAACCUCUUUUUGUUGUUCUGGGAGAGUUAACAUGAUCUUCAUCCAUUUUGCUGUAUGUCUCAAAAAAUCAUGUAAAAUUAGAUAUCUGAUUCUAUUUUAAAUGCUGGUUUACUAUGUAAUCAGUACCAAAUAAAAUCAAACUCUUAUUCUACUUAAUUGGUAACCAUUUUGUACAAUUUUACAGGGUGAUGUGUACACAAUUUAUAUAUCUGGGCAAUGGUAACAUUAUUAUAUUAUUUG
Messenger RNA from Vigna angularis (adzuki bean), 3566 nucleotides. RefSeq names its product alpha-1,4 glucan phosphorylase L-2 isozyme, chloroplastic/amyloplastic. The transcript is spliced from 15 exons. Gene Ontology annotation, molecular function: pyridoxal phosphate binding; glycogen phosphorylase activity. Gene Ontology annotation, biological process: glycogen catabolic process. Gene Ontology annotation, cellular component: cytoplasm. Lineage: Eukaryota; Viridiplantae; Streptophyta; Magnoliopsida; Fabales; Fabaceae. Bases 283 to 3225 code for a protein of 980 amino acids. The record is from RefSeq and is a predicted model, not a curated record.